Clarias gariepinus (North African catfish) is the source of this 3509-nucleotide messenger RNA. RefSeq names its product flavin adenine dinucleotide synthetase 1 (gene flad1). Gene Ontology annotation, molecular function: FMN adenylyltransferase activity. Gene Ontology annotation, biological process: FAD biosynthetic process. NCBI's taxonomy places the organism in Eukaryota, Metazoa, Chordata, Actinopteri, Siluriformes, Clariidae. The transcript is spliced from 8 exons. The record is from RefSeq and is a predicted model, not a curated record. Bases 321 to 1877 code for a protein of 518 amino acids.
GUUUCCUUACAAGACACGGUUGUUUUGUGUAGUCUAUAGAGGCAAAGGGUGCAUGUUUAAUGUUUAAACUUUAUUAAACCAUCCGCUGGUUUGUUAUUCCUUUUACAAAAAUGUUUUAAUUUGCAAUUUAAUUUUCUCUUUUUUAAACAUUAUAGAGUUUAUUAAGGACUUCCUGCCAUGCCGUGGUAUAACAUCCUUCCCCGCUAUAGUAAGGUGCCCUCGGGACAUGAAUGACACACGGUUAUGUUUAAGAAGAUGCUCUGCUGAAGAUGAUGAUGAUUCAUUCAGACGCAGUGCUAAGAAGCUUUCACCCCGGCUGAAUGCUUCAGGCUUUACCUCGGCUGAGCAGGGCUGUGGAGAGGAUUCGCCGUGUGAGAGCUCACCUCAGCAGUAUGGCCCAAAAUGGCGGCACAGAGAACGGAGAUGCGAUCACGGCCGCCAUCGUCAUCGUCGGCGACGAGAUUCUUAAGGGUCACACAGCAGACACCAACAGCACCUUCUUGUGCCGUGGAUUGCGCAAACUGGGGGUCAAUGUCCAGCGCAUUUCGGUGGUCCCUGACGUGCAGGAAGUCAUCGCUAAGGAAGUGGCUGCACUCUCACCUACGGUAACGCACCUGAUCACGGCAGGUGGCAUCGGACCCACGCAUGACGACGUGACCUUCGAAGCAGUCGCGUUGGCGUUUGGCGAGAGUCUGCAACCCCAUCCAGAGCUCACACGUCUCGUCGAGCAGUUCUUCGGCAGCGUCGAUUCUACCAGUGCCCCCAUGAAACUUGCCACGGUGCCUUCUUCUGCAAAACUGAACUACGGCCGCGACCCUCGGACCGGCGAGCCGAUGCGAUUCCCUCUGGUCAGCGUACGCAAUGUCUACAUGUUCCCUGGGAUCCCUACACUCCUGGAGCGUUCAUUUAACGGCCUGCUGCACCUGUUCGCCAGCCCGGGAACAGCUUUUCACACAUGUGAGGUGUUCGUAGACGCCGAUGAAACGGAACUCGCACCCAUCCUAACGAGACUGCAGUCGGAAUGGGGAAGACGCGUAGCACUCGGAUCAUAUCCUGACUGGCUGAGCAACUACUACCGCGUGAGGCUGGUGCUAGACUCGAAUAGUUCUGACGAGGUGGAGAGGGCACGGGCCCAGCUGGAGGAGGAGCUGCCUAAAGGGAGCGUGGUGCAGAUGGUCACUGAUCCUGUAGCCAUCGCUCCCCAUGAGGUCUACUCACUCGCCUUGAAUGGAUCACCCUUGGGGGAGAAAGUAGCUGAAGCUCUGAGGACGAUUGAGAAGGCCCUGGAUCAUUACAAACAGAACGAGCUCUGCAUCGGUUUUAACGGUGGCAAAGACUGCACGGCACUGCUGCAUCUUUUCCACGCUGCCAUAAAACGCCGCCAUCCAGACAGUAAAGACAAGGUGAAAGCUCUGUACAUCCGAAUCGUCUCCCCGUUCCCUGAAAUGGAGAGGUUUCUUCAGGACACAAUUAAAAGAUAUGAGCUGGACCUGUUUGCUGUGGAGGGCAACAUUCGACAGGCUUUAAUUGAAGUGCAGGAAAAGAGACCCGAGCUCCGUGCCGUUCUCAUGGGCACCAGACGCACUGAUCCUUACUCACACACACUCACUGACCUCUGCCCCACAGACCCAGACUGGCCUCCUUACAUGAGAGUCAACCCAUUACUGGAUUGGACAUAUCAUGACAUUUGGUUGUUCCUGAGGAAACUUUAUGUACCUUACUGCAUUCUCUAUGACAAAGGGUACACUUCACUUGGCAGCAUGGAUAACACUUUUAGGAACCUUUCUCUUCAAAUGGUGGACAGCAGGGGUGUAACUCGUUUUAAACCUGCCUAUCAGCUGGAGAAUGAGGAAGAAGAGCGCAGCUCAAGAACGUGAUGAUGUGAAAGUGGUGGUCCAGAUGAAUCCACCCUCAAGGGAAAAGAGCAGUAAUCAUAGUCAGAUCGAGAUGACAUGGAAAAUCUGGCAGACAUCACCAUUUAUUUUUAUUCAUAUUAAGUAACUGAUCUGUCCUGCUCAGGGAUGUGGUAGUUCUGGAGGCAGAAGAAUUUAUCCCGGAUUGAAUUCCAGUCCAAUUCCAAACUAGCAAUGUAAGAUAAAAUAAUUAAUGCCAUUAUUAGGAGAAAGGGACAUGCAUAACUGUAUGGUGAGAUCUGCAGUAAAAAUGUUUCUUUUUUUUGUCCCUCAUUUUAAAUACAGUUAAACCUUGGAUCGCGACCAUAACUUGUGUGAAUUAUCAGAGUAAAUUUUCCCAUAAGAAAUAAUGGAAACUCUGAUGAUUAGUUCCACAGUCCAAAAAUAUUCAUAUAAACAGGAAUCAAUCAAAUUAACCUGCACUUUGCCUUUGAAAAGAAUUGGGCUGGUGUGAGGGAGAAUGACUGUCCCUCGCACAUACACACUAAUGGAAUCACUGCUCUGUCUGGUCACUUUUUGUGUGACUUUAACAAGGAACUCUCUAAUGACCUUAUUUUUGCCUCCUUUUAGUUUCGCUGAAAUGUGACAUCGCUCGCAUUGCUACAGCCUUUUUAACCUUUUUCUUCACGGGGGUCAUUGUUGCAGUACAGUUACUGAAGAAAAGUCACUAAACUUAAAACAAACAAAAAAAUGCUUUUCUUGCACACACAUGGUCACAGUUUUGUAGUAAACAGUGUGCACGGAGGUUGACUAUAUAAGUGACGCAUGUGCACUGAUGAUCACCUACAAUCCCAUAACGCGCGCGUGCGAGAGAAGAACUGUUCGCUCAGUUGUGAUCAUGUGACUCUCGACAAAGUGUAUAAGUACUACUUGUGUUUCAAGACCUUACUUCAUUAUCAAGUUAAAAUUUAUGAAAAAAUUUUGCUUGUCUUGCCGUCCAAGUAACGUGCAAUCCAAGGUUUCACUGUAAUUGGAAUAUUUUACUUGACUUAAUGUUGUCUAAUGUGUGUACGUUAGAUGUGAAUGAACAGAACACUGAAUGGAUUAUGUAGUAUGUCAUUAAAGUUAUAACACUUUGUCUGUCAUCAUCAAUAAAGAUUUCUGAAAAGCUGAAUGUGUGAAUGCAUUUAAGAAUUAGAUUUGUGUAGAUUUAUAAGAGAAAUUACGCUUUCAAUGCCAUAUCUAAACAACAAAUAUUUCGCUUCGUGAAAGUUCUAGUUGUACCUUGUGGAAUAUGUCAGCUGAGCUUAAACAUUUUUUUUUUUCUGCACCUAUUAUUAUUAUUAUUAAUGUACAAUGCAUUCCAGAAUUGUUUGGGCAUGUAGGUCACAUGACACAGUCAUAUGACCUACAUACCCAAAACUGCAUCUUGGAUACACCAUUUGUUAAGUACUAUUGGUUAUUUUGUGUUUCAGACAGCUGUGCUGGGGGGUCUCUUAACAUUAAACAGCAAUGAAUGUGCUAUAGAUGUUUCCAUGACUGGAAAGUGUAACACACAAAGCACUAAGUCAGCCAUUCCCAAACAUAACAAAGCUGAGGCCCAAUUUAAAUUGUGAAAGCUUUAAUACUAAAGCUAAUAAAAAAUAACAUCCCACA